Oncorhynchus kisutch (coho salmon) is the source of this 851-nucleotide messenger RNA. RefSeq names its product 60S ribosomal protein L15. The transcript has 4 exons. The record is from RefSeq and is a predicted model, not a curated record. Gene Ontology annotation, cellular component: ribosome; cytosolic large ribosomal subunit. Lineage: Eukaryota; Metazoa; Chordata; Actinopteri; Salmoniformes; Salmonidae. Gene Ontology annotation, molecular function: RNA binding; structural constituent of ribosome. The coding region runs from base 182 to 796 and encodes 204 amino acids. Gene Ontology annotation, biological process: cytoplasmic translation.
GGUCCAGGCCGUCGUGGAGCCCCCUGGUGUCAUAGAGACGUAACUGUUCCUUCACACCGCGGUCUGUCUCCACCGACGCCACAUACACAUCCUCCUGGGUCUCAGUGGACUCUGAGCCUUCAACAGACAGGAGACAAUGGAAUUCAAUGGUUGUGUUCAACAGUCUGGCAGUUAAUCCAACAUGGGAGCGUACAAAUAUAUGCAAGAGCUAUGGCGCAAGAAGCAGUCCGACGUGAUGCGCUUUCUCCUGCGCGUCCGAUGCUGGCAGUACCGUCAGCUCUCUGGUCUCCACCGUGCGCCUAGACCCACCAGACCAGACAAGGCCCGCAGACUGGGGUACAAGUGCAAACAAGGCUACGUCAUCUACCGUGUCCGUGUUCGCCGUGGAGGCCGCAAGCGCCCCGUGCCCAAGGGUGCCACCUACGGCAAGCCCGUCCACCAUGGUGUUAACCAGAUCAAGUUUGCCCGCAGCCUCCAGUCCACUGCUGAGGAGCGUGCUGGCCGUCACUGUGGAGGCCUGAGGGUGCUGGCCUCCUACUGGGUAGGAGAGGACUCCACCUACAAGUUCUUCGAGGUGAUCCUGAUUGACACCUUCCACAAGGCUAUCAGACGCAACCCCGACACCCAAUGGAUCACCAGGCCCGUGCACAAGCACAGGGAGAUGCGUGGCCUGACGUCUGCGGGCAAGAAGAGCCGUGGCCUGGGCAAGGGCCACAAGUUCCACCUGACCAUGGGUGGUUCCCGCCGGGCAGCCUGGAAGAGACGCAAUACCCUGCAGCUUCACCGCUACCGCUAGAGGGUGUCUGUACAUUUAAAGAAAUAAACACAUGCCUUUUUAUGGUGACAAACUA